AUGAACGUCUCCUCCAUCCUGCCUUUCACUCCUCCCAUCGUUAAGCGGCUGCUGGGCUGGAAGAAAGGGGAGCAGAACGGGCAAGAGGAGAAAUGGUGCGAGAAGGCGGUGAAGAGCCUGGUGAAGAAGCUGAAGAAGACGGGGCAGCUGGACGAGCUGGAGAAGGCGAUCACCACGCAGAACAUCAACACCAAGUGCAUCACCAUCCCCAGGUCCCUGGAUGGCCGGCUGCAGGUGUCUCACCGAAAGGGGCUUCCCCAUGUGAUCUACUGCCGGCUCUGGCGGUGGCCGGACCUUCAUAGCCACCAUGAGCUGCGGGCCAUGGAGAUGUGCGAGUACGCCUUCAACAUGAAGAAGGAUGAAGUUUGUGUGAAUCCUUACCAUUACCAAAGAGUGGAGACCCCAGUGUUACCUCCAGUGCUGGUGCCUCGGCACACGGAGAUCCCAGCCGAGUUCCCGCCGUUGGACGACUACAGUCACUCUAUCCCAGAGAACACUAACUUCCCAGCAGGCAUCGAGCCACAGAGCAACUACAUUCCAGAAACACCUCCUCCAGGCUAUUUGAGUGAGGAUGGAGAAACUAGUGACCACCAGAUGAACCCCAGCAUGGAUGCAGGUUCUCCAAACUUAUCACCAAACCCUAUGUCUCCAGCACACAAUAAUCUGGACCUGCAGCCUGUCACCUACUGCGAGCCAGCCUUCUGGUGCUCCAUAUCCUACUACGAGCUCAACCAGCGAGUGGGAGAGACUUUCCACGCCUCUCAGCCCUCCAUGACCGUGGAUGGCUUCACUGACCCCUCUAAUUCAGAACGUUUCUGCCUUGGUUUACUGUCCAACGUCAACAGAAACGCGGCAGUGGAACUCACCAGACGACACAUUGGGAGAGGAGUGAGGCUGUACUACAUCGGGGGCGAGGUGUUUGCCGAGUGCCUCAGCGACAGCGCCAUUUUCGUCCAGUCUCCCAACUGCAACCAGCGCUACGGCUGGCACCCAGCAACUGUCUGCAAGAUCCCCCCAGGAUGUAACUUGAAGAUCUUUAACAACCAGGAAUUCGCUGCUCUCCUGGCUCAGUCUGUGAACCAGGGCUUUGAAGCUGUCUAUCAGCUGACCAGGAUGUGCACCAUUCGGAUGAGCUUUGUCAAGGGAUGGGGAGCAGAAUACAGGCGUCAGACUGUGACCAGCACUCCCUGCUGGAUCGAACUGCACCUCAACGGCCCCUUGCAGUGGCUGGACAAGGUCCUCACACAGAUGGGCUCCCCCAGUAUUCGUUGCUCCAGUGUCUCCUAA
This is a messenger RNA of Chaetura pelagica (chimney swift), 1287 nucleotides long. It is a transcript of the gene SMAD3, whose product is annotated as SMAD family member 3. Gene Ontology annotation, cellular component: heteromeric SMAD protein complex. Lineage: Eukaryota; Metazoa; Chordata; Aves; Apodiformes; Apodidae. Gene Ontology annotation, biological process: transforming growth factor beta receptor signaling pathway; cell differentiation; BMP signaling pathway. Bases 1 to 1287 code for a protein of 428 amino acids. Gene Ontology annotation, molecular function: DNA-binding transcription factor activity, RNA polymerase II-specific; RNA polymerase II cis-regulatory region sequence-specific DNA binding; I-SMAD binding. The transcript is spliced from 10 exons. The record is from RefSeq and is a predicted model, not a curated record.